This is a messenger RNA of Vigna angularis (adzuki bean), 1650 nucleotides long. RefSeq lists its product as uncharacterized. The record is from RefSeq and is a predicted model, not a curated record. The coding region runs from base 77 to 1510 and encodes 477 amino acids. Gene Ontology annotation, biological process: rRNA processing. NCBI's taxonomy places the organism in Eukaryota, Viridiplantae, Streptophyta, Magnoliopsida, Fabales, Fabaceae. Gene Ontology annotation, molecular function: protein binding. Gene Ontology annotation, cellular component: nucleus. The transcript has 16 exons.
CCUCUGGAGUAGCAGUACCAGUGGCCGCUGCUGCUGUCGUGUGCAUUCAUUCCGUUGAGUCGUCUCUUAAACGAAAAUGAUUUCUGCGAUUUCGUGGGUGCCGAAAGGGGUUUCGAAGUCGGAGCCUAUCGUCGCCGAUCCUCCUCCGGAAGAGGAAAUUCAAGAACUCAUCGCCAACCACAAAAACGCAAGUAGUGAUGACAGUGACAACGAUGACGCCAACGAUGAAGUAGUGGCGCAAGCAUUAACAGUGGCGAAUGCAGUUGGUAAAGCAUCCACCGGAAACACUGACGAUAUAACGAUUGCCUUAAAGGACCUUAACAUGGACAAUUACGAUGACGAAGAAGAAGGAGUUGAGUUAUUCAGUUCCGGAAUUGGUGAUCUUUAUUAUCCGAGUAACGACAUGGAUCCUUAUAUCAAAGAUAAAAACGAUGAUGAUUCCGAUGAUCUUGAAGACAUGGUUAUUAAUCCGACUGAUUCUAUCAUUGUUUUUGCAUGUAAUGAAGAUGAUGUGAGUCAUAUUGAGGUUUGUGUACUCGAGGAUGCACAUUCCAAUGAAAGGAACUUGUAUUCUCACCAUAACAUCCUUAUUCCUGCGUUUCCACUCUGCACAGCUUGGCUCGAUUGCCCUCUUAAAGGAGGAGAAAGAGGGAACUUCAUAGCUGUGGGUUCAAUGGAACCCUCCAUAGAAAUUUGGGACCUUGACGUUAUUGAUGCGGUGCAGCCAUGUGUGGUUUUGGGUGGACUCGAAGAGAAAAAGAAAAAGGGAAAAAAGAAAUCAAUGAAAUACAAAAAGGACAGUCACACUGACUCGGUACUGGGUCUUGCUUGGAACAAGGAGUACAGGAAUAUACUAGCAAGUGCCAGUGCUGACAUGAACGUAAAGAUUUGGGAUUUGGUUACUGGGAAGUGUGAAAACACACUGGAUCAUCACAAGAACAAGGUUCAAGCAGUUGCUUGGAAUCAUCAUGCACCGCAGGUUCUUCUUAGUGGUUCGUUUGAUCGUACUGUAGCCUUGAGGGAUGCAAGGAUGCCAAAACAUUCUGGCUAUUCGUGGUCAGUCUCAGCUGAAGUAGAGAGCUUGGCAUGGGAUCCGCACACCGAACACUAUUUUGUGGUGAGUCUUGACGAUGGUAUUGUCAAGGGUUUUGAUAUUCGGAAAGCCAAACCUGAUUCCUCGCCUGACGAGAGUCCAACUUUUACACUUCAUGCACAUGACAAACCUGUUUCCUCAGUAUCCUAUAAUCCAUCAGCACCUAAUCUUCUCGCUACUGGAUCCAUGGACAAAACGGUAAAACUUUGGGAUUUGUCGAACAACCAACCUUCCUUCGUAGCAUCUAAUUCUCCGAAAGCUGGGGCUAUCUUUAAAAUUUCUUUCUCAGAGGACGAUCCCUUCUUGUUGGCUAUCGGAGGCUCAAAGGGUAAAUUGCAACUAUGGGACACCUUAUCUGAUUCUGGCGUCGCUCGAAGAUAUGGCAGCUACAAGAAUAGAUCGCCAUCUGGGUCUUGAGAUGAUGUUGAGUUUGUCUUCCUGCACUGCUCAAUUUUGGUAUUCAAUGCAAAAAGUGUUUUCUUGUAUUUCUAGUUUUGUUGUGUCCUAGUAACAUAUAUGCACUCACCGAUAUGAAUGGGUACGACUUAAUUUUAUUA